Molecule: messenger RNA, 492 nt
Organism: Emiliania huxleyi CCMP1516
Lineage: Eukaryota; Haptophyta; Isochrysidales; Noelaerhabdaceae
Exons: 3
Coding region: 1-492 (163 amino acids)
Source: RefSeq, a predicted model, not a curated record
AUGUCGUGGGCGACGCCCGUCCGCAGCCACGUCGUGGCGUUGGCGGAGGCGGCGGUCGACGCCGUCUACGGGGCGCUCGUAGCGGCGACGCUCGAGGAGUGGGCGGGCGCGAGCACGGACAACCCCGUCUCCGCGGCGGACGCUCGAGGCCCAGGCCUCGAGUGUCAGCAGUGCUUUGGGAGCUUUUACGACGAGUUUGGCGUGGAGCCGUGGCUGUGGCGCCGGGCGUUGCGUGAGGGCUGGUCGGAGCUGGGGGGCUGGUCGAGAGAGGAGAUGGAGGCGGCGGAGAAGGAGAUCUGGCGUGGCGAGAGUUCUGAGAUCUCUCAGCUAGGCGAGUGGGUCUGCGAUGCUUGCCUGGAGGGCUAUUUGGGGGGGGGCUUUGGCGACUACUCGGAGCUGCGCAGCGGCUACGAUGAGGAGCCUGAGCCAGGGGAGGGUUGGGAAGGGGGGGCGAGGCCGGAGGAGUAUGGCGGCCUCUUCGACGGCCCAUAA